Messenger RNA from Acanthosepion pharaonis, 2730 nucleotides. NCBI's taxonomy places the organism in Eukaryota, Metazoa, Mollusca, Cephalopoda, Sepiida, Sepiidae. The record is from the annotation of a GenBank genome assembly.
AUGCUUGUGUGUAUGUGUGUUCUUCACUUCCUCUCUAUUUCUUUCCCCUCCUUUUCUGCCCAACCCUCCACCCUGCACCAUACUCUCGCCAUCACCCCCACCUACUUCCAGCCUCUAGGCAUUGAACAUAAUGUAGAUUUUUUCUUCCUUUAUUUCCCAUACCCUUUUUUCUUCUCUGUUUAUUGUUUAUCUAUAUAUGUCGUUGUCCUUUUCGUUUUUUUUUUUCCUUUUUUUCUUUUCAUUCUUAUUCGUCCAUUUCAAUUCUGUUUUCUUCUAUCCAUCUUUCGCUUGUCUAUUUCCUCUUUCUCCUACCUCGUCGGCCUCCCUCCUACUUCGCCCGUUUAUUUACCUCUUCCUUUCCCUCUCGUGCUGGACCUUCCUCCUCCUCCACCCCCUUGUUAUUCUUCCCUCCUCCUCCUGAUUCUCUUCUUUCCUUCACAAAACGCGCUUCUUACACGGGAAUGGAUUCGAAAAAGUACCACUUCACUAUUUUAUAACAGAAAUCUUUGCUCAGAGACUGCCACUUCGGCCUCUCUCACAAUGCCUAAACGAAAAUUAGAAGACAGUGAUUCUGCUGACACCCCAUCAGAUGUCAAUCCCCUCCGGUCUGAGACGCCACCGCCACCGCCCCAAUCUGAGACUGAUGAAAGUAGCAGUUUCAGUGCUGUUACGGACAGCAGCGUGGAUGUUCCCUCUGCAGAAGAACCAAGACCAAAGAAAAUAAAGAAAUCUGUGAAUUUUGAUAAAGUUACUGUGUUCUAUUUCCCCCGUACUCAGGGGUUCACAUGUGUUCCCAGUGAAGGAGGCUCUACGCUUGGAAUGACUGGAAGCCAUUCUUACGUGGAAGACUUCACUGUGCCUGCCUAUGCUCGGGAGCAGAAACGCAUUCACAAACUUAUCCUUAAGGAACAGCAACAAAGUAGUAAAAUGAUUCCCUCAGGCCGUGCAGCGUUCCUCCGAUCAGUUGACGAGGACACUGACUCUGAGUCUGACUCCGAGAGUGAUUUUGAAGUUGAUGAGUACUUCUUUCUGCAACCAGUCCCCAUCCGUCAGCGCCGACUGAUGCUACGAGCAGCUGGCAUCCGCAAGAUCAACAGUCAAGAAAGAGACGAUUGCCGUCAGAUCCGUCAAUCUCGUGAGAUCUGCGGUUGUCAAUGUAAAGUGUUCUGUGACCCAGAGAGCUGUUCUUGCAGUGUAGCUGGGAUAAAAUGCCAGGUGGAUCGCUUAUCAUUCCCCUGUGGUUGCAGUAAAGAUGGCUGUGGAAAUGUUGCCGGACGCAUAGAAUUCAAUCCCAUUCGUGUUCGGACUCACUUUAUUCACACACUUAUGCGGAUAGAAUUAGAAAACAAGGAGAAAGAGUGUCAGCCAUUUGGGAAUGGCAGCAACAAGCAACUUUCUAUUUCUGAUUUGUCUGCAACCAGUAAAGAACAUGAUAGCGAAGACAAAAAUAAAGAAGAGACUAAAAACAGUAAAGAUAGCAGUAUUGACUUGACAGAUUAUAACAGUAAUGAACGAGGCAGUUGCCGGGACUGCCAGAACUCUGAAGUGUGCCAGGUAAUGAUGCAAGAGGCACAGUAUGCAUCGAUGGAAGCAGAGCAGCAGAAUGCGGUGCAGCAGUUUGGCCACAUGGAGGGCUUGCAGCCUAAUGGACAUGUUGAGGCCCUGCCCCGUGUCUUACUGUUCAAUGACAGUGAUGACGAGAUGUACAAUGCAGAGAACACGUCCCUGUAUGGCUACAAGCAGGAGGAGAGCUCCUACUCAGAGACGAGCGAGUGCUCGAGCGAGAGCAGUGCAAACUUUGAUGACAACGACUACCAAAAGUCAUACCAGAGUUUGUCCUCCUUUGAUGAGGAGACCAACCAAGAGUAUUGUGCCAGUGGAUCUUCGUCGUCCAGUGACCAUAACACAUUCAGCAGCCAAAGUACAUUUGGCAAUCAAUCAAAUGGUCCGGAUCCGUUUGGCAGUCAGUCAAAUGGCUCCAAUCCAUUCAGCAGCCAGUCAAAUGGCCCAAGUCUGUUUGGCAGCCAAUCAAAUGGUACCAAUCCAUUUGGUAACCAAUCAAAUGGUCCCACUCUGUUUGGUACCCAAUCCAACAGCCAUAACACAUUUGCAAGCCAAUCUACACAACCCUCAAGCCAUUCAACCAGCAACUGGUCUGAAAACCAGUCGCGUUCCAUCCACCAAUCGAGCUUCUUUGAUGAACCAAUUUCAAUCUACACAUCACUGACUGACACAACAACUGACCAGCUGGCUACAAACUGUCCAGCUAUCUCAUCCCACAUGAACAGCUACAACAAUGGCAACAGUAAUAAUAACCAUCAAUUAGAUUUCAACCCCCAUCAGGGAACGGAUACUACGAAAAUAGGGGAUAUGCACAACCAACAAGAGUCUGCCUAUAGCAAUUACAGCAUGGAUGACUCUCAUACCGCAACAUCAUCUGCAAUGUCAACUUCCGAUCAGUCACUCAUUUCUUCUUUUUUCCCAUCAAAUACCACAGAAUCAGAUCUCAUCACCUCGUCUGGAAGCAGUGCACCAUCCAUACCAUCAGCUGCUGCUGAGGAUCUGCAGGUGUUUUCUGAACAGGAAAGUUGUUGUUCUGCUUUUCAGGAUGACACUUGUUCGGACUUUAAAUCAAACAAAGACUCCUCGCAUUUCCAGCCUAGUGAGUCGGGGAGCCAGAAUUUCGGGGAGAUCAUCAAGGAGUCCAUUGUUGAAACGGUUUCGGCUUAG